Messenger RNA from Camelina sativa (false flax), 822 nucleotides. The record is from RefSeq and is a predicted model, not a curated record. NCBI's taxonomy places the organism in Eukaryota, Viridiplantae, Streptophyta, Magnoliopsida, Brassicales, Brassicaceae.
AUGGACUGCUUAAGCUACUUUUCCAACUCAGAUGCAAUCCAGCUUGAGGAUUGUUUUAUCCCUGAACUCGACACUUUCUUCUUUCAAGCACAGCCGCAACAUCAACUGCAUCAGCCAUUGCAUCUCGAAGAAGCUCUUUCACCGUCUCUCUGCGAGUUCAGUCACUUCUACGAGCCGUUUCUUCCUCCCCAAGACAUCUUUCUCCCUAGCCCUAAAACCGAAGUCUUCAACGAGUCACAGGACUUAGAUGCCUUCUUCCCCACGCCAAAACACCAAAAGCUCAUUAACUCCAGCUUUCAUUUCAACACUAACGACCCUUUCUUUCCGAGCCCUAAUCCUAAUCUCUUGGAUUCCUUCAUCACCGAGACUUCAAACUUUUCCGAGUUUCUUGUUCCUGACUUCUCUCCGGCAUUCAAAGUGGGGUGGAGUGAUAAAUGUGAUACCAAGAAACCGGAGCUUUCUGCUCAGAGCAUCGCAGCAAGAAAGAGGAGAAGAAGAAUCACAGAGAAGACUCAUGAGCUCGGAAAACUGAUCCCUGGAAGCCAGAAACACAACACUGCCGAAAUGUUCCAAGCCGCAGCUAAAUAUGUCAAGUUCUUGCAGGCUCAAAUUGAGAUUUUUCAACUAAAGCAGACCAAUACUUGGGAGAGUUCAAAGGUGGGAAGAGAAAUGCAGUUUUUGCUUGCGUCUCAAGGAAUUCAGGAAAAGCUAUCAACAGAAGAAGUGUGUGUGGUUCCUAGGGAAAUGGUUCAAGUCCUAAAAGCCGAAGAAUGCAUCUUGAGAAACCCUAGGAUUUCUCGAGACCUAAAUAAGUUGUUGUGA